AAUCCGGCUGUCAAUGAGCAAAUAGCACAGCGCAAACACACACAGAAAAAAUAGAACAUUCGAAACGUUCGGUCCCUUCGGUGCCGGAAUAAUCUGCGGAGGUGCAAUUGCGAAACACUUCUAAAUUACACGCAAACAUGUCGUUUCUGGCACGUAAUCUAGCACAAGCGUGCUCCCGGCUGUCGUCCGGUGUUGGGUUCCGGCGAGGUUUGCUGCAUACCGGCCGGGUCCUGUCGGUGGCCCAGGUUCAGCAUCCGGCCCCGUCCUUCAAGGGGACCGCCGUCGUAAACAAUGAUUUCCGUGAGAUCAAGCUGGAAGAUUACAAGGGAAAGUAUCUGGUGCUGUUUUUCUAUCCACUCGAUUUCACAUUCGUCUGCCCAACGGAAAUUAUCGCGUUCAGCGAUCGUAUCAAAGAGUUCAAGGAGCUUAACACGGAGGUGGUUGGUGUUUCGGUUGAUUCGCACUUUUCGCACCUGGCCUGGAUCAACACGCCGCGCAAAGCGGGCGGUCUCGGUAACCUCGAGUAUCCGCUGUUGGCCGACCUUACGAAGCAAAUUUCCGCCGACUACGGUGUGCUGCUGAAGAACGACGGCAUCUCGCUGCGCGGUUUGUUCAUCAUCGAUCCGAACGGUGUCGUGCGGCAGAUUACGAUCAACGAUCUGCCGGUCGGCCGCUCGGUGGACGAAACGCUCCGGUUGAUUAAGGCGUUCCAGUUUGUCGAAAAGCAUGGCGAAGUGUGCCCUGCCAACUGGGAACCGAAGACGAACGCGGCCACCAUCAAGCCGAACCCGAAGGAUUCGCGUGAAUACUUCGAAAAGCAUGGCAAGUAGUGGGAGGCGGGGGGCGACGGUGAAGCAGAUGAGACGUUGCAUACCUAUGACAUUCUUAAUGUAAAAAAAUAAAGGGAACCAAGAGCCUUUUCGCAUUUCUUUUCAACAACGCAA
This is a messenger RNA of Anopheles stephensi (Asian malaria mosquito), 944 nucleotides long. RefSeq names its product peroxiredoxin-2. Gene Ontology annotation, biological process: cell redox homeostasis; cellular response to stress; hydrogen peroxide catabolic process. The record is from RefSeq and is a predicted model, not a curated record. NCBI's taxonomy places the organism in Eukaryota, Metazoa, Arthropoda, Insecta, Diptera, Culicidae. The transcript has 3 exons. Gene Ontology annotation, cellular component: cytosol; mitochondrion. The coding region runs from base 138 to 830 and encodes 230 amino acids. Gene Ontology annotation, molecular function: thioredoxin peroxidase activity.